UUUGGCUAGUUAAGAAAUCUAUACCGAAAUAAUAUUUUUGUUAAACUCAAAAGUAUUUGCUAAACAAAAAUAACCGAAACACGGCAUCAAUAAUCUAUUAACCACUUCAAAGAAGCUAAAAAUGCAUGAAAAUAAGUAAAGGCAAUUAUUUAUUUAUGUCACGUAUUCCCUCCUACAACUUAGGUAAACUUUGGUCCAUAUAAAAAGGCUGGAAUGGCUGUAAGCUUUCAUUCUGAUGUUCGCACUCAGGCGGCCAUCUUGCAGCUGUCAAGUUUGGCGCGUUUUACGUUCCGUUUAAACGAACAAAAAUGCGUAAACUUACAGCUAUUGUUUCUCUGAUGCUUAUAGCGACGUGGUCGCAGGCCGAUACAAGGCGACAAAAGAAAGAAGUUUCAUCGUCAGAGGACUUCAGAACAGGUAAUUUGUUAGCAGCUGGCUUGUCGUGCGACUCCUGUGGCAGUGAAUGUGCGGCUGCGUGCGGCACUCGACAUUUCAGGGCCUGCUGUUUUAACUACUUGAGAAGGAAACGAGGACCUGAACAUGUUAAAUUACAACAGAAUCUUCGAGAUGUGAAAGAUAGAAGUCAUAAAGCGAAUUUACCUAUUGUCGUAUUGGAAAUUCCAGAAGAAUGGCGGGAAACUGUAUUUCCAAGCGAUUUCAAACCUUAUUUCUAUGAUGAUACGUUCGAUAAUAGGUUGGAUGCAAACUAUGACGUUUAAAAAUUUACAAACGCUGCAAUACUGUAUACACUCCGUGGGCAUUUUAGGUAAAAUACUGAUCUCUCUUGAAUAGAUAUUGCUUGGAAAUGACUACUUUUUCUUUUUUUCUACUUAAAGGCGUCUGUUGAUCACCUUACCGAUAAUUAUGUCUCUGUUCGUAUUAUGUUAGAAUUUUUAAAACCGGUGUUAACCGCAACCGUCAGCGCCAUGGCGGAAAUCAAAUAGGCACUAAAUAUCACCAUUUAUAUCCGGUCCACGUGUCAUCGUGUAGCCGGUGAGGCAAAAGCAAUUGUGACGUUCGGACAGUAUUUUUAUUUUGUAAUACGAUUUGUCUGGCCCGAUGAUAGACUUUUCGCUGUUAUUUAUUUCAGAAAAUACAUAAAAAUAAUAUAUUCAUAGAAAUAGACACACAAGAUAAUUUCCAGACAAUCUUAUAGCUGCGCUAGUGAGCUAUUUAAUUUAGUUUUUGCUCAUCGGGUUAGACAAAGAAUUUUGUA
Papilio xuthus (Asian swallowtail) is the source of this 1216-nucleotide messenger RNA. RefSeq names its product trissin (gene Trissin). NCBI's taxonomy places the organism in Eukaryota, Metazoa, Arthropoda, Insecta, Lepidoptera, Papilionidae. Bases 309 to 719 code for a protein of 136 amino acids. The record is from RefSeq and is a predicted model, not a curated record. The transcript is spliced from 4 exons.